Messenger RNA from Nematolebias whitei (Rio pearlfish), 1163 nucleotides. It is a transcript of the gene bloc1s2, whose product is annotated as biogenesis of lysosomal organelles complex-1, subunit 2. Gene Ontology annotation, biological process: lysosome localization; endosomal transport. NCBI's taxonomy places the organism in Eukaryota, Metazoa, Chordata, Actinopteri, Cyprinodontiformes, Rivulidae. The coding region runs from base 28 to 579 and encodes 183 amino acids. Gene Ontology annotation, molecular function: gamma-tubulin binding. The transcript has 5 exons. Gene Ontology annotation, cellular component: BLOC-1 complex; gamma-tubulin complex; BORC complex. The record is from RefSeq and is a predicted model, not a curated record.
UCACGUGAACACUCAGCUCACGUGAGAAUGCAAAGGAACAAAAUGGCUGCGGUGGGUGAGGAAGCCGCAGCCAUGGAUAGCAUCUCCAAGGAGCCAGCGGCCCUGGCAGCAGCAGUAAACACCGCAGGCGGCCCAGCUAAAGCGGAAUGUUCGGACGAAGGAGCAGAAAGUCUGACGACUGCUCCGAAGAAGUCCGGGACAAACAGUGAUGGAGGUGUAGAGACUGCAGAGGAGGCUGUGGAGCCCGCAGAAGCUGACAUCAACGAGCUGUGCUCCGAUAUGUUUGAAAAGAUGGCCGUCUUCCUGCAGGGAGAGCUAACAGCCACUUGUGAAGAUUACCGUCUUUUGGAGAACAUGAACAAACUCACAAGUCUAAAAUACAUGGAAAUGAAGGACAUCAGUAUCAACAUCAGCCGUAACCUGCAGGAUCUCAACAACAAGUAUGCUAGCCUACAGCCAUACUUGGACCAGAUAAACAAAAUUGAAGAGCAAGUGUCAGCCCUUGAACAAGCUGCUUACAAACUUGAUGCAUACUCCAAAAAACUGGAGGCCAGAUUUAAAAAACUGGAAAAGCGAUAAGGAAGAAGAGGAGGCGGACUGAGUUAUAAGACCUUACUUCCUUUCACUCGUCCCUCUGCUCUUGCUGCCAGCAGACUCGAGGGCUGCAGGGAGGAACUGCAACUGAAACAACUUACUUUCUGAUCCACUUUGAAACCUAAAAAGUACCACGGAGGAAGCAGCUGAAAGGACGUGGAUAAGCACUGCAGUAUCUGUCACAUAUCUGACUCCAGUAUCACAGAUUUUUGAGGACCUAUGGACAUUUGCUGGUGUUUUUAAUGCCUAAUCAUCAGCCUUGUCUGAUAAAUCAAAUGAAGAUGUUUUAAUCGAACUGACGGGUACAAGUAUCACUAUGUACAUAACACUUGCCUCCUGUUGAAACAUGGUAAACAAUCAUGUCCCAGAAGUUAAAUUUUGUUCUCUAAUAUUUGUAUGCAUUAAAUUUCCAAUCAGCAACAACAACCUGAAACUUGGAAUAAUGUUUAUAACUACAAACAUAUUUGUCCAGCAAAUAUGUUUGUAGCCUGAACGACAUUCUUCAGAAAUAAGUUAUUGUACUAUGUUAAAGACAAAAUAUUUUUAUUAAAUGCCAAGCAUUCCUUGAA